Molecule: messenger RNA, 265 nt
Organism: Pterocles gutturalis (yellow-throated sandgrouse)
Lineage: Eukaryota; Metazoa; Chordata; Aves; Pterocliformes; Pteroclidae
Product: regulator of G-protein signaling 19-like
Exons: 3
Source: RefSeq, a predicted model, not a curated record
GAAUGAGAACCGGGAGCGAGCGUGGAGGCCGUCCCGGGAGACCAAACUGGAGACCAUCCCAAACUGUGAAGCGUGGCUGGCCCUGAUGAAGAGCCCGGCGGGUCGCAACGUCUUCCGGGAGUUCUUGCGGACUGAGUACAGCGAGGAGAACAUGCUCUUCUGGCUGGCGUGCGAGGAGCUCAAAACCGAGUGCAACAAGCACACCAUCGACGAGAAGGCCAGGAUGAUCUACGAGGACUACAUCUCCAUCCUCUCGCCCAAGGAG